CAAGUCGUCUACACACUUGAUUGGUCAUUUUCGUCGUCGUUCCAUUCUGCUCAGUAGUGUGAAAGUAAUAUGUAUAUUGCCGCUAAUGAUGUUAAUUGUGCAACAAAUUGUUGCAAUUAGUGAUAAUGUACAGCUGUAUUUGUGCACAAAGUAAUAUAAAAAUGCUUCAGCUUUAGUACUACAUCCUAAAAAUUUCACCAGCUUAGUUUUCAUCGGACCUUUAUUUCAAAGUGGUCGCUUUCAACAUGGCGCUGGACAUUUUUGCGCUUUGUGCGCGUUUCAACUAUCGACUCAUACGCUACUUCUUCUUCACUAAGUUGUAUUACAACAAGAGUACGCAAAGGCUUGAGAUUAGAGCAAGGAAUCGUUACUUUCGCCGAUCAAUACAAUAUGUAAUGAAUUUUACUGUCGCCGCGUACGCUUUCGUUUUGAUAGCAAUACCAUUGGGCACUUUUAUGAAAUAUAGGCGAAGAUCUCAACAGUUCUCGGAUGUGGAACUUUUUACCAUAUAUUACAUCUCGGUAAUAUUCAUCGUGCAUAUAAGCAGUUUGGCGACAAUUUUCUAUCAAAUGCAAUGCAAGCAAACCAGUAAAUUUUUGAAACGGUUUUUUAAUCAGUUUUUCGAAAUACAAGCCAAUAUUUCGCAGCUUUGUGGUCAGAACCAGGGGAAACUUGAAACUCGCAGAUUCUUAUUGCUGUUGUUUAAAUUUAUAGUAUUGCUUGUAGCUUUAAUAGCAUCUACGCGUACCUUCCAAAUCGUACUCGUAAAUAUUUUCAACUUUCCUCUCUUUGAGCUCGUUUAUAUCGCGAAUUAUAUGAUGAUUUUAAGGCUGCUAAUGUUGCAAGAAGAUUUGAUCAGAUCCAUUAAGCAGCAGGCUGAGAAACAAAUGGCAAGCGAAACAAGUGAUUGCACAGACGCUUGUCAGCGCAUCAGCGAAGCACUUCGUGAUGCACUCGCUUUACGCAGGCGUUCGGAAAAACUGCUUAUGAGUUUUUUAGCAUAUUUCGGUUGGUUCGAGAAGCUGCUUGUGCUCGACAAUAUAUUAUGUGUCUAUCUCACCAAACAGUUCAUCGUGUGUGUCAUUUAUCAGGGUGCCGUUUCAGGCGCCCUAGUGCCAGUGGUGAUCAAAUAUAUAUUGAAUUUGUUGCUCAUUGGCACGAUCAGUGACACGUUCACGGAUUUGGAGGCAAAACUCAACACAUACUUGACUAUACUUGUGGCAACACUGUCACGGCGUCCUCAAAUAUGCGCGGAGUGCGCUGAUUUGAAACGUGUGGUGAGUAAAGAUGUUUUCAUAAAAUAAAAUUUAUAAUAUUUUUAUAAUUAUUUUUUCAGUUGGAUGUUUAUUUCUGUGGCAAGAAUUUGCGCAUCAACAGCAUUGCCAUCUUUCGUGGAUUUUAUUGGUCAAGAGAGUAUGUUUUCGAUCUGCUGCAUCGUCUCAUUUUAUUUGGCGUUAGUAUGACGCAACUUGAAGUAGUGAAGGAGAACUCUUGUAAAUUUAAUUAAUAAAUAUGUGUGUGCACAUGUAUAUAUAAUAAAAUAUAUACAUACCUAUGUUUAAUGCGUGGGCGGUUGAAUGGAGAAGUAUCAUCAUAUAUAAACUCAAGCUUCAUGAAAAAUUUCGGACACUUAUACACAUAAUCGAAUCAAUGUAGGCAAUAACUAAAACUCUGGUAUUUCCGCACCUAAAUAAAAUGCUGAAAGCCAAAAGUCUGAGAUAUAGAAAUGCUCAAAUACGCCAUUAGCCAAAUAAAAUAGGUUCUACAAGGGGACACUCCGAAUCGAUGGAAGGACGAAAAGACGGAGGAAACAAAGCUCCUCUUGCUGGUUUGUCUGAAAAAGUCGCUCAACUGAGAGCUAAAUGUCUGAAGUUUGGACUUAGACAACAACGGGCAAGAGGAAGCACUGACUUUGCGGAAGUCCUUACAAACUUUGGAAACAAUAAAGUACAUAUACGGAGGGAGCUUCCGGGUUGUAUCCAACGCAAUUCGGUUCUCGGAAACGACGAAGCACUGUGGAUGCUAUAAAUAGUGUUUAAAAAUCAGCUGAAUUAAAAACGCCUUCAACUCAGCGAAGUGACUCUAAUUAUUAGAGCUCUGGCAGAGUUAACGAUUUCUGACUACGUUAUCGAAUUGUGGCAAGUUAUUUCGAAAACAGAGUACUAGUUGACGACAAAGAAUUUUAACCUGAAAAGUACAAAGUUACAGGCGGUGUUCUGCAAUGGUCAGUUCUCAGCCCUGUACUCUGGAACGUAAUGUAUGUAAUCGUAUUCUAAGAGUCGCGAUGCCAGAUGCCACAAAGAUAUUAGUACAUAAGAACCACAUUGGACGUAGGUGUAGCGAAAACCCUUGAUAAGGCGAAGAUCCCGUGUACUGAAAGCAUUGGCAAUGUUAAAAAAUAGCUCGAAACUGCUGGCUCCCAACUACUGCUCACAAAAUGGAAUACGAGUAGAUGGUAGUAAUGAGUACUUUAUAUUGAUGGGCAUACCAUAAAAUCGAGCCCAUAAAUCAAAUAUCCAGGAGUAGCCCUAGAUCACAGACUUCAUUCAGUAGCCGCACAUAUCAAAGCGGCGAGAUCUGUGUUGGCAAUUGCUACAACAAUGCCCAAUAUACUAGGCUCCAGACAACUAGUGAUAAAGCUGAUGAGAAGUGUAAGUAGCUCGAUUAUUUCAUACGCGGCGCCAAUUUGAUUAUCUGCUACUAGACUUCGUUCCUACAUGGGAGCAGUUGCUUUGGUACACAGACUGGCGUCACAACGAACCUGCUGCGCAUUCAGAACAGUGUCGGAUGACGCAAUCAUUGUUAUAAAAGGCUAUUGGUUCUCUCAUCCCACAAGGUGUGUUUCAAAGUAAACUGGACUUUAAAAAAAUCAUAACAAAAGGGUUUUUGCGAAAUGAAGUCAUUUUAUUCAAAAUAGUCUCCAUAAUAGCACAGGUCCAAAAGCAUGUCGAACGGUAUGUGCGCCCGUAUGCUGGAACAAAAAUUAUCGAAUUUUUGGCCUAAAAUUAAAAAUCAUCACUUUGGUGUUUAGCGUUGGACACUACUCAUAAACUCUGGGUUUAACAAUAAAAAAAUUAAUUGAGUUUCGUUGUAGAAUUCAGAAAGUGGACCAUAAAUUGGUGUUUAACCUUAAACUCCACUUAUAAACUCGAGUUUUAUAAUAAAGAAAUGGUCCAAGUUUCAGUCUAGAAUUAAAAAAACGAUUUAUGAACUCAGAGCUGAACUAUAAAACAAUGGUCCGAUUUUCUCUAAAAUUAGAAAAGAAACCAAAAGUUGAUACUUAUCCUUAAACACCACUUAUAAACUAGGAGUUAAAAGAUAAAAAUGGUCAGGAUUUCGAUGUAAAAUUAAAAAAUGAGACAGAAAUUGUGCCUUUAGAUUGCUACUUACA
Bactrocera dorsalis (oriental fruit fly) is the source of this 3391-nucleotide messenger RNA. RefSeq lists its product as uncharacterized. The transcript has a single exon. Bases 246 to 1304 code for a protein of 352 amino acids. The record is from RefSeq and is a predicted model, not a curated record. NCBI's taxonomy places the organism in Eukaryota, Metazoa, Arthropoda, Insecta, Diptera, Tephritidae.